Messenger RNA from Fundulus heteroclitus (mummichog), 1781 nucleotides. It is a transcript of the gene bicdl2, whose product is annotated as BICD family like cargo adaptor 2. The transcript is spliced from 10 exons. Lineage: Eukaryota; Metazoa; Chordata; Actinopteri; Cyprinodontiformes; Fundulidae. The coding region runs from base 275 to 1591 and encodes 438 amino acids. Gene Ontology annotation, biological process: vesicle transport along microtubule; Golgi to secretory granule transport. The record is from RefSeq and is a predicted model, not a curated record.
UAUUCCCGGACACACAGACAAAAUGUGCACACACACACACACACACAACACCAAACAGACAGAGUGUUCCUGUUGGCCGGAGGUGACUGAGAACCAGCAGAUGUGUCUCUGAAGAGGAGGAGCUCUGAAGGACUGAGGAAUGCAGUGGGGAAACUGAAUGAAAGCACGAGGGAUGGGUAUCCGUCCUGCACCUGUCUGACUCUGGGCAAGUCAUCCACCAGCCAAGGAGGUCAUGGUUUCAAACUAAUCCCUUCAAAGCCAACAAGCGUCAGUCAUGUUCACUCCCAGGAAAAACAGCCUCCCCUCGCCCAGCCUGGAAGACUCCUUCUUUCCUCUCUCCUCGUCCUCUUCGGUGUCUCUCUCCUUUGCCCUGCAGUCGGCCUCGUCCCCCCCUGAGGGUGGGGAUGGCAGGGGAGCGAUAGAGACCGACCUGAUACUGGCUGCGGAGCUGGGCCAGGCUUUGCUGGAGAAGAACGAGGAGCUGGCAGAAACUCUGCGCCACAGAGAGAGAGAGGUGGAGGCUUUACAGCAGGAGAAGCACGUCCUGCAGAGGAAGCUGGAGAUGAACGAGCUGGAGUCUGGGCAGAAGGAGUCAGAGCUCGCUGCAGAUUUAGCUUUGCUGAGGGCCGAGCUGGAGAAAUACCACAGCGAGGGGCGGGACCGGCGAAAAGAUGACAGCGAGCAGAUGACUCAGUUGGCCAAUCACAACCAGAGGCUGGUGGAACAGCUGGCUGAGGCUGUAACACUGGAGCACACCCUGAGGACUGAGCUCCGCGCCCUCAGAGAAGAGAUGGAGGAUUCAUCGUUUAGCCGAAACAUCAGCCUCACGCAAUUAGAAAAUAUCCAAGCUGAGAACAGAGUUUUGCAGGAGCGGCUGUCGCACAUGGAGACGCAGCUAAAAGCUUCAGAGGUGGACAGCCAGAGGCUCCGUGUGGAGAGAGACGGACUGAGGGACAGACUGUCACAACUCCACGUUAAACUGACUGAGAAGGAAGCUGAAAUAGAGCAGGAGCAGGGGGUUAUGUUUGAGUUACGCACCUUGAAUCACUCUUUACAACAAAAAGCUCUGAACCUGGGCGAGGAGAGCCUCCUGGACAGUACGCACACACAACCUUUGUCUCUGCUCAGUGAAAUUCAGCAGUCCCAGGCUACAGAGGCUCUUCUUGCUCACUCCUCUGCACUCCAGGCCAAAGAUGAAGAAAUACAAGCAUUAAAGGAGGAGCUCCAGUCUCAACAAAAAGAGCUCGAGUCUCUGAGGGACGAAGUCAAGCCCUUCAGAGGCAGCACAGAAAAGCAGAGCUACAGUUCUCUGGAGGAUGAAUUGGCUAAGGUCCGCCAGGAGAAAGAUUCCCUCAAUCAGCAGCUUCUCAACACCAUCAAACAGAAGGUGAAGCUGUCCCAAGAGCUGGAAGCCUGGCAGGAGGACAUGCGCUUCGUCAUCAAUCAACAGGUGCUUCAAAGAGAAGAGGAGAAGAAGAAGGAAGACCAGCGAGAGAAGGAGAACACUGUUGGACUCCAAAGAAGCAAGUCUUUGAGAGUGAGGGGCGAAGGUGGAAAAAGCUUCUUUUCUUCUUUAUUCAAGGACAAAUAAGAGACAGCUUCCAUGUUUGCUCCUCGGUCCUUUUGACACCAGAUACUGGACACUAUGGUCAAUAUCGGCGUCAGGAAGUAAAAUGUUUACAAAAUAUCUGAAGGUAUCCUUUCUCUGCGCAUGUAUAUAUGUAAAGCAUAUUAAUGAUUUCAGAAUUUAUAUAAAAACAUUAAAAUCUUAAGUGAUUUUA